Molecule: messenger RNA, 2875 nt
Organism: Pichia membranifaciens NRRL Y-2026
Lineage: Eukaryota; Fungi; Ascomycota; Pichiomycetes; Pichiales; Pichiaceae
Exons: 1
Coding region: 80-2761 (893 amino acids)
Biological process (GO): translation reinitiation; formation of cytoplasmic translation initiation complex
Cellular component (GO): eukaryotic translation initiation factor 3 complex, eIF3m; multi-eIF complex; eukaryotic translation initiation factor 3 complex, eIF3e
Molecular function (GO): mRNA binding; translation initiation factor activity
Source: RefSeq, a predicted model, not a curated record
GCCAGAAUGAAGAGCUAGAAGGCAGGAUAAAUCUUUUUUUCUUCUGGAGAUUAAGAUUAAACAGCAUAUUCUAUAAAACAUGUCUUACCAAGCAGGACGUCCAGAAAACGUUCUCAGACGUGCAGAAGAUCUGAUCAACAUCAACCAACCAGAUGUUGCACUUCAGAACUUAUACACCUUUAUUACGGCCAAAAGAACCAAAAACAUUGAGCCAACGAACACUCAGUUGCUAGAAAUCUUUAAACUCUUCAUUUCGCUUGCAGUCAACAACAGAUUGUCAAAAGAUAUCAAGGAUGCUUUGUAUCAAUACAAGAAGAUGGCUCAAAACUCUAGCGGCACAUCAGGCUUCGAAAACUUGGAACAACUCACCAAGUACUUCAUCACCAUUGCCAACUCCAAGUUAGAUGAAGCACGUUCCAAGGCUAAUGUUGCUGCGGAAGCUGCCAUUGAAAAAUCGGUUGCCUCUGCCGCAGCUGCACAGAAGGUGAUCGGUUCCAUUGAUGACGACGAAGAGGGUGAAGACGACGAGACUUUUACUUUCAACGUAUCCCCUGAAGAUAUCCUUCUAUCUUCUGUUACUACCGAUGAUACUACUGACAGAUCAAACAAGGAAUUCUUCUUACCUUGGUUGAGAUUUGCAUGGGAAUCUUACAGAACUGUUCUCGAGUUAUUGAGAGGUAACAAUAAGUUGGAAAGCUCUUACUGUCAAGUUACUCUCCAAGCCUUCCAAUUCUGCGUCAGGUAUGAAAGAAAAUCUGAAUUCAAGAGACUCUGUGAAAUUCUCAAAACUCAUUUGCUUUCAUUCACAAAGGAAUAUGAUGAUUCAGUCAAUUUAUCCAAUCCUGAUACUUUACAAAGGUUUUUGGAUACCAGAUUUCAACAAUUGAAUACCGCUGUUGAGUUGGAAUUAUGGAAGGAAUCUUUCAAGAGUAUCGAAGAAGUUCACAGUUUGAUGAAGCAGUCCAAAAGAACCCCAAAGCCAAUUGCGAUGAUCAACUAUUACAAUAACCUGGCAAAGAUUUUCCAAGUCUCCAACAAUUACGUCUACGCAACUGCAGCUAGACAAAAGUUGUUCCAAUUGUUGAUCCAAUCUCCAGUCAUCACUGAUGCAGAAUUAAAGGAAAAUGCCUCCAUUCACUUGGUCACCUCAUUGUCCAUUCCACUUCUAGAAUAUUUUGACCACUCCUUCUCUGCUCAAAGUGACUUGGUGGAUGCCGAAUUUUUCAAGAGAAAGAACAACAAGCUGUCAUCCUUAUUAAACUUGAAUGAAAUCCCAACUCGUGAAUCUUUGCUAGGCUCUUCGACUUUGAAGGAAGUUUUGAAGUACGCCGAUUCCGAAAUUGUUCAACUGUACACUUUGCUCGAGAAGUCUUUCAAUCCUUUGUCAUUUCACUCUUCUGUUAACUCAAUCCUUAAUACCAUUGUUAAAACAGAUAAGUAUGCACCAUAUGUUGAGCCAUUGAAAAAGGUUUUUAUUUCCAAGAUCAUUUCCAAGGUUUCAACUUUGUAUGAGUCCAUAAAAUUUGACUUCCUCUACAAAAUCUGUACUUUUGAAAAUGCAGGAUUUAACUACGAUGAAUAUACCUUUGAGGAUAUUGUUACCAAUGGGCAAUACACUGGUUUGAUCAACGCCGAUAUCGAGUUUGACGAAGAAGCAGGUGUCAUCAAUUUCACCGAUAAAUUGUACGUCACUCCAACCUCUAAGGUCAACUCACGCUUGUAUGACUUAAGAAGAGCUUUGUCCAGUGCCAUUGGCUUGAUUAACGUUCAACAAUCAGCUGAUGUUGAGAAAGAACGUCAAGCAAAAAUUAUCAAGUCAGCCAAGGAGAACUUUGAAGACGAAAAGAAGACCAUUUUACAGACUGCUGCUCUUAUCAAGGAGCGUGCCGAACUUUUGCUCGAAACUAAGAAGAACGAGAAAUUGGAGGCCGAAAGGGAGAGAGCUGAAGAAGCUUUGAGAAAGAAGCGUGCAGAAGAAGAACGUAUUCAACAAGAAAACGAAAAGCGUGAAAACGACAAGCGUGAGAAGACUCAAAUGAGUAUUUUGAUGGAAAACAAGAAGACUCUUGUCAAUGAAAUCAACUCUAAGGGUGUUAUUCACAUCAAAUUCGAAGACGUUAAGGAUAUGAGUGAAGAUGAUAUCCGUGCUUUACGAGCCGAGAAACUUGAUGCUGAAAGUAAGAAAUUGGAAGAACAGACAGAUGCUAUUGUCAAGAGAGCAGACUAUAUUGAAAGAGCUCAAAGACAGUACGAAAUUCCAAUUCUUGAAAAAGAAAUUGAGAAGGACGUUUCUAAACAAAGAGAAGAGUACGAGGCUAUGAAGGCUAAGAAUUUAGAACAAAGCAAGAAGAGUCACGAAGAAGCACUUCAUGUCAAGGAAAGACUCGCACGUUUUGUUCCUACUUACGAAGAAUAUACCAAGAAACUAGAUGCUUUGGUUUCCGAUACUGUUGAGCAACGUAAGCAAAAGGCUGCCGAAGCUUUCGAGGCGGAAAAGAAGGCUAGAAUUCAAGCGUUCAUUGAUGCCAAGAAGAGAGAAUUCUUGGAGGAAGCCAGAAGACAAGCUGAAGAAGAAAGAGCUGAGAUUGAAGCCGCUAAGGAAGCAGAGAGAGUUAGAGCUCAAGCUGCUAAGGAAGAGGAACGUAGAAGGUAUGCCGCCGACCCAGACAGAGCCGAAUACGAAUCCCUAAUGGCUAAGUCUAAGUUGAGUAUGAGUGAGAAACUGAAGUUGAGAAGAUUGGCACUUAAGUACACAAACUAGUUGUAGCCAGCUGUGUAUAGCGUGUAGUCUGUAUAAGCAGCUCAUUUUGAGAACCAAUACACAACAAUGAUUUGCACAUCUCACGUGUAAAAAGAAACAAUUUUUCUGCAGUGU